Pocillopora verrucosa is the source of this 2586-nucleotide messenger RNA. NCBI's taxonomy places the organism in Eukaryota, Metazoa, Cnidaria, Anthozoa, Scleractinia, Pocilloporidae. The record is from RefSeq and is a predicted model, not a curated record.
AUGGCGUUCACGGAAAAGAGUGAACAUUCUUUUGCAAACUCAGCAAAGGAUGCCAUCAUCGCUAUGCUGAAAUUCAAGCUUUACUUCCAGUCAAUAUGCAGUAUAUCUUUUGGCGAGGCUUUGAAUAACCUCCCAGAGCUCCAACUUAAAAAAAGAAAAUCCCCAGCUGAAGUCAAGAGAGAAAAGAGAGCCACAUAUAGAAGAUAUAAACAGAGAGAAGAGGACGAAUGGGAGAAAACUUCCCUUUUGAGAUUUAAACGUGCUGCUGAAGUUGAGCGACAGCCCAGAAGAAAGAAAUUAAAAGGACUUGGUGGUGAAAUUUCCAUCCCCACACCAGAAAUAAAUGAUGCUUUAAAAGAGAAACUGAAACUUCAAAUUCAGGAACGAGAAUUUACAGUUGGCGAGCUUAUAGUUCCUGGAGAGCUGGAUAAAGAGGAUGAAGUGCGCCAAGUAGCGACGCUGUUGGCAGUUAUCGGAAAAGAAGCAAACAAAGUGUUUCGUACUUUCACUUGGGCCUCGGCAGGCGACGAGAAGAAGAUUGCGCCCGUCUUAAAGCAAUUCGAAGAUUACUGUAUACCCAGAGAGAACACCAUUUACGAACGUUUUCUAUUCUUUACUCGAGAUCAGCGAGAGUCUGAAACGGUUGAUCAAUACAUGACGGAAUUACGCCAAAUUGCAGGGAACUGUGAUUUUGAAUCACUCACACCAGAGCAGCUUCUCCGUGAUCGUUUAGUAACUGGUACCAGGAAUGGCAAGGUACGUGAAAAUUUGCUUAAAGAGAAAAAGUUGACUUUAGAGAAAGCUUUAGAUAUCGCUCGCGCUGCAGAAAGCACAGUUGCUCAAAUUAAAGUUAUGACCGUGGAAUCUGGUUUGAAUGCUAUCAAACAGAAAGAAAAAGAGCUGUCUCGUGACACUCCUUUAGUAAACGACAACAGGAUCAGAAAUUGCAGAUUCGGUGGCAGGAAUCAUGAAAGACGCAACUGUCCUGCAUUUGGCCAGACCUGUGCGUAUUGUAAAAAGAAGAAUCAUUUUGUAGCCAAGUGCCCAGCAAAAAGUAAGGUGUCUACUGUCCAGGAGAAGUUUUAUUUGAGUACUGCAGGUGUCCCAAGCGAUGAAGGACGUGAGGUGGUGACCCUCAACGUGUCGAAGGAUGCUGAUAGUAUGACAGGCCAUGAAGUUGCCUUCCUGAUGGACACGGGAGCUGAGUGUAACCUACUGCCUUUGGAUGUCUACAAGGGCGUGACUGGUGACCUGGACUUAAACUCUCUUGAUACUCGAGUGAAGUCGGUUCUGAUCAUGGCUAAUGGGUAUGAACAACUCAUCGAGGGCAAAGCAACCUUGUAUGCAACCCGCAACGGACACACACACAAGAUACGAGUUAGUGUAGUCAAUGGUCGUGGCUAUGAGCCAAUAUUGUCCAAGAAGAGUAUGUUAGAAAUGAACCUGAUAAAGAUCCUUGAUUGCGACCGAGAUCCACGCAUAAAUGUGCUGAAGACAGAUAAAGACCCCUUACUGGAAGAGUAUGCUGACGUAUUUGAAGGUCUUGGAAAGCUAGAUGGGAAGUAUAGUAUUGUAACUGACAAGUCCGUGAAGCCUGUUGUCCACCCACCAAGGCGGUUACCUGUUGCCAUGACCGAGCACGUGCAGAGAAAGUUGGAGAAAAUGACAGCGGAUGAUGUCAUAGCAAAGGUCGAUCAGCCCACAGAUUGGGUUUCCAGCAUGCUGGUGGUGAGUAAGCCGCCUUCUGAAGCAAGUGGGGAGACGAAGAUAUGCAUUUGUCUUGAUCCUAGGGAUCUGAAUGUCGCCAUAAAACGAGAAAAUUUCCCAAUGCCAACAAUUGAAGAAAUUGCAACUAGGCUAAACGGAGCAAAGUUGUUCAGCGUGUUUGAUGCUAGCAAUGGCUUCUGGCAGGUGGAACUUGACGAAGAAUCCAGUAUGCUCACCACAUUUAACACCCCUUUCGGGCAUUACCGCUGGAAGCGAAUGCCGUUUGGCAUUAAUAGUGCACCAGAAGUUUGGCAGCGAAGAAUGCGAGAGCACAUAGAGGGGCUUAAGGGAGUAGAGGUCAUUGCAGAUGAUUUUGUGAUUGUUGGAUACGGCAACACACCGGCUGGUUGGCAGUCAGACCAUGACCAAAAUGUACGUGCUUUCUUAAAUCGCUGUCGUGAAAGAAACCUGAAGCUGAACGAGAAGAAAGCCUGGCUGAGACAGCAAGAAGUUCCCUUUAUUGGUCAUGUUUUGACACCAGAAGGUCUCAAACCUGACCCGUGCAAGGUGGAGGCAAUAGUACAAAUGCCUGACCCUACUGAUGUUCACUCUCUGCGUCGAUUUCUUGGCAUGUCAGCAGUCGGACUUGGAGCUGCCUUGUUGCAAGAAGGGUGUCCAGUGGCUUACAGCUCAUGUGUGAUGACCCCUACUGAACAAAAUUAUGCUCAAAUCGAGAAGGAGCUUCUUGCAAUAGUCUUAGCAUGUGAGAAGUUUGAUCAGUACAUCUUUGGAAGAAGUGAUGUAGUUGUCCAGUCAGACCACAACCCGCUGGAAACCAUAUUCAAGAAACCCAUCCACAGCUCCCCAAAGCGCCUCUAA